UCAAAACACUUCCCUUCAUUAAUUUAAACCAACAACUUAUCAUUCUUUGACAUUCUUUCAAUGACAUUGCAAAUAUUAAACUUUAUGCAUGCAUACUUCUUCGCGGUUCAGUUGCGAUUUGAAGCGUCACAAUGACUAUUCAAGUUCCCGGUGUAGUGCAUUUUCAUAUACGCUUCUUUCAGAUAAUCGGUUGCUUUGAUGCUUCGCUGCAAACGCAGCCUAGGUUGCAAAAGAUCGCCGAGCAGCGUCUUGUAACCUGGACAAAUUUACUAUUGUUAAUAUUUUCCUUGACUACAGUGAAUACCUUCUUUCGGCCAGAUGCUUUUCUUUUCACCACAAACCGCUUCGGUUACUUCAACGAUGUUCUGAAGGUGUGCAUGGCGCAAGUGACAAUUUUAAUCAUUUACACGGAGACAGUAUGGCGCCGACGUGCUUUGCGCCAUUUUUGGCAACGAUAUGCAUUGCUAACUCAAGUUAAAUCCGAACAAUUUCUCUCGAAUGAAAGUAAUUGGCGUGUGCAGUUAAGCACACAUCGUCACUUUCUUUACAUUUUAUAUGGCAUUACGGUAUUAGAUUUGCUCAUCGAGGUAAUCUUCUUCUCAUUGCAACCAUUAACCGAUCAGGCACAGCAGUUUUGGUUUAUGUUCACACCGUUCGUUUAUUUGGUGCAUUUGCGAAAUAUGCAAAUUGUAUUUCAUAUUGAAAUUAUACGACACGAACUAGAGAAACUGCGCAACGACGUUGGCCUACUGGCAGAGUAUACAAAUUUUGCUCGUCGCGUGGUGCCUUUCGCCGGAUUUGAAGACUUUGUGCGGCGGAAGUUGGCCGAGAAACAGUUGGUUUUUCAACGAAUUCAUGAGAUGCUCGACUAUUUUCGAAAUGCUUUUGGUAUGUCUAUCAUUGCCGUACUUUUGAUGAUUUAUGUGCGAGUGGUCGUCGACGCGUACUUCAUGUUCUACAAUAAGUCAGAUGGCUGGUAUUUUGCAGGUAUUUACUCAUACAUAAAUAAAUAA
Molecule: messenger RNA, 1013 nt
Organism: Rhagoletis pomonella (apple maggot)
Lineage: Eukaryota; Metazoa; Arthropoda; Insecta; Diptera; Tephritidae
Product: gustatory receptor 8a-like
Exons: 2
Coding region: 132-1013 (293 amino acids)
Biological process (GO): sensory perception of taste
Cellular component (GO): membrane
Source: RefSeq, a predicted model, not a curated record